AGUGUGUUAUUGUUGUUGUUAGGUUCCAGAGGCGCGUCUGCGUCAAAGUAGGAAUAAAACUUCACUUGUCACACAAAAUGUAUUCCAAAACAAAGCGGACCCGUGAAGGUGUAUGAAAGUCCAAAGAAGAGACUUACCCCGCCAAAACAGAGUGGAGUGAGCGAGCUUCUGCGGGGGAAAGGGGUACUUGGCCUAAAAAGAAUAUUGCACACGGCGUGCUGGACUUAAGUGGACCAGACCUUGGCUCUGUGCAACAUUCCCUGAUGACACGCCUGCGAGGACAUGGAAUAUGAAGACUCUCGCUGAACAGGAAGUUGUUAUGUAAUGGUCUUGAAUGGCAGUCCGUUGCUAAGGAACUGUUCUGACCUCCCUGUGUGUCACGACCUUGGAUGGCAGCUUUGGCCACAAGACCUCAAGAUGCAGCAGACGACAGCAAUAUGCCUGUCACGGCGCAGGCUCCAACUCACUUUUCUUCGGCUGCUGGGUCUGCCAGCACCUCCGUUGGCAGCGCGCUGAGACACGCGCUGGCCACGUCACUGGCCACGUCACUGGACACGUCACUGGCCACGUCACUGGCCACGUCACUGGCCACGUCACUGGCCACAUCACUGGCCACGUCACAGGCCACGUCACUGGCCACGUCACUGGACACGUCACUGGCCACGUCACAGGCCACGUCACUGGCCACGUCACUGGACACGUCACUGGCCACGUCACUGGACACGUCACUGGACACGUCACUGGACACGUCACUGGACACGUCACUGGCCACGUCACUGGGCACGUCACUGGCCACGUCACUGGCCACGUCACAGGCCACGUCACUGGACACGUCACUGGCCACGUCACUGGCCACGUCACUGGCCACGUCACUGGCCACGUCACUGGACACGUCACUGGACACGUCACUGGCCACGUCACUGGCCACGUCACUGGCCACGUCACGCCCACAUGCCGACAAGGCUGUGGGCGGUCAGCAAUCUGCACCACGGGACUAAUGAGUGCAAGCGGUAUAAAAACCAGUGGACCCAAUGAUCCUGGCUGGAACUUAGUCGUCUGUACCUAUGCUUUCCCGAGUUCUCCUUGUUGUUCCCCUGUGGAUUCUGGACUGCUUCCCUUCAUCCUCGGCCUCUGCUUUGACACGGACCUCUGACGCCUCGCCAUUCUCCCUGACUAUCUCCGCCAGCUCACAGACUGCCUUCCUGCCUUGUUCCUUCUCCUCCUUCAACAUUUGGUAAAACACUGCAGCUAAUCACACACACACUUUUGAAUUAGUCACAUGCCAUUCUCCAGUUUAUUUAUAGUAUUAUUGUUGAUUAUUAUAUAUAUGGUAAAUGGGUUAUACUUG
This is a messenger RNA of Nerophis ophidion (straightnose pipefish), 1348 nucleotides long. RefSeq lists its product as uncharacterized. The transcript has 5 exons. NCBI's taxonomy places the organism in Eukaryota, Metazoa, Chordata, Actinopteri, Syngnathiformes, Syngnathidae. The coding region runs from base 390 to 998 and encodes 202 amino acids. The record is from RefSeq and is a predicted model, not a curated record.